Messenger RNA from Leptopilina heterotoma, 2496 nucleotides. It is a transcript of the gene Slu7, whose product is annotated as pre-mRNA-splicing factor Slu7. The transcript has 3 exons. Gene Ontology annotation, biological process: mRNA splicing, via spliceosome. The record is from RefSeq and is a predicted model, not a curated record. The coding region runs from base 203 to 1957 and encodes 584 amino acids. Gene Ontology annotation, molecular function: zinc ion binding; pre-mRNA 3'-splice site binding. Gene Ontology annotation, cellular component: spliceosomal complex. NCBI's taxonomy places the organism in Eukaryota, Metazoa, Arthropoda, Insecta, Hymenoptera, Figitidae.
GAUUUAUACAAAAUGGCUGACAAUUGCUUAAAUACGUAAUGUGUGUUAUUACUUUGUUUAAUAUGCUCUAAAUAAAUAAAGUUUUCAUCACCUUAAUCAAAUUAAACCAAAUUUCAUUUAAAUUAAUACAUGUCAUAAUUAUACUACUUCAAGAAAUUAAAAAAAAGUUUUUGGAUGUGUAUUAAUAUCCUAAAAAUCAAUAAUGGCGAAUCCUUUGGCGAAUGUGCCAGUAUCACAGAUUUUAAAAAAUAAAAGUCAAUUCGAGGACGAACCAAAGAAAAAAAGUAGAGAUGAUUGGCGAAAGGCGAAAGAAUUGGAAGAGGCAAGAAAAGCUGGUACUGCCCCAGCUGCUGUUGAUGAGGAGGGAAAGGACAUAAAUCCUCACAUUCCACAAUAUAUUAGCUCUACUCCCUGGUACUUUGGUGCUCAGGGCCCCACAUUAAAGCAUCAACGACCACAACCCGAACGUCAAAAACAAUUCAGUGGAAUUGAUGAUUGGUAUAUUCGAGGACAGCAAUCGUCUCGUGCUGUUAAAUAUCGAAAAGGUGCUUGUGAAAAUUGUGGUGCCAUGGGUCACAAACGUAAGGAAUGUUUCGAGAGACCGAGAAAAGUGUUGGCAAAAUUUUCACAAACUCAUCUUGCAUCCGAUGAUGUCACACAACCGGAUUUAUCGCUUGAUUACGAUGCAAAACGUGAUCGAUGGGCUGGUUACGAUCCCUCCGAGCAUCGGGAAAUUGUCGAGGAAUAUCAAAAAAUUGAGGAAGCAAAAAAAGAAAUACGCGCCGAAAAACUCAAUGCUGGUGAUGUUGAUGAUCAGGAUUCCGAUAAGGAUGAAGAUAAAUAUGUCGAUGAAAUUGAUAUGCCUGGAACUAAAGUCGAUUCCAAGCAGCGUAUCACUGUUCGAAAUUUGAGAAUUCGAGAGGACACUGCAAAAUAUCUUCGUAAUUUGGAUCCUAAUUCAGCUUAUUACGAUCCGAAGACAAGAUCUAUGCGUGAUAAUCCUUACGCAGGAACGGAUAGAGAGGUCGACUAUCAGGGAGAGAAUUUCACUCGUUUUACUGGAGACACACAGGAGCACGCAACAGCUCAAUUGUUCGCCUGGGAGGCUUCUGGACGAGGUCUAGACGUCCAUCUUCUCGCAGAACCAACGAAACUCGAAUUACUGAAAAAGGAAUACGAUAAAAAUCGUAGCGAGCAAAAGAAUAAAAUCAAAAAUCGUGUCAUCGAAAAAUAUGGCGGUGAAGAACAUCUCGAUGUACCGCCAGCUCCUCUUUUAUUGGCCCAAACUGAAGAAUACGUCGAAUAUAAUCGAGCUGGUAAAAUAAUUAAAGGUCAAGAGCGACAAGUAAUUCGUUCAAAAUACGAAGAGGAUAUCUUUCCUGGAAAUCAUUCUGCCGUUUGGGGUUCAUAUUGGCGAGAAGGUAACUGGGGUUUCAAAUGCUGUUACUCAUUUCUGAAAAAUUCUUACUGUACCGGCGAGUCCGGUAAAUUGGCCUCCGAAGUCCCAAUACUACCACCUGUCAGUAUUGAGAAACCAAUUCCUGAACUACCUCCUCCUCCUAUCGAAGAGAAAAAUCAAGACGAUGAGGAAGUUAUUGAAAAACAAGAUUCUUCUGAAUCGUCAUCAGAUUCUGAGAGCAGUGAUUCAAAUUCAGGUGAGGACAAAAGGACAAUCACUGAGAAAAAAAGUAGCAAGGAGAAGAAAUUGAAAAAGAAGAGAAAACAAAAGGAAAAGUUGCGUUUGAAAAGAAAAAUGAAGAACGAAACAAAACUUCAAGAAGCACUGAGAAAAGAGGAGGAAAGUCAACGAGAAGGUGAAUUAAUGAUUAAACUUGGAGACAGAAAUAGAGCAUACCAUAGUAUGUACGAAGCAAAGGAGCCAACAGCUGAAGAAAUCGAAGCUUUUCAAAUUAAAAGAUCCCGCGUUGAGGAUCCUAUGGCUCAUUUUAAAAAUUGAAUGCAUAUUUUUCUUUUUUUUUAAGAAAAUAACUGUUAUGUAAAUAAUUAUUCAGUCACCUGUCAGUAAUUGUAAUUGUCAAUUUUUUAAUUUCUCUUUAAUUUCAUUCCAAAUUUUUUUUAAAUUUAAUUUUGUCAUUUCUUUUUGCUUAUUUUUUUGUUUGAAAAACAAAUAUUUUCUUCAAUUGUGGAACGAAAUUUAAAACGAGAGUAGAGUAGAAAAGGAUAAGUUCGCACUUCUUAAAUAUAAUCUUCUUUAGACUAGUAAAUAAAAUAAUGAGUAAAAAAAUAUAAAAAUCAAUGAAGAAAUAAAAUAAUUGCAAAUAAUCCAUUUGAAAAUGUUUUAAAUAGAGGAAUAUUACUGAAGGUGAUUUUUUUUUGUAAAAUAUACAAAACUAAGAUUUCAAAAAAUAUUCGCAAAAAUGUUGUGUGCAUAUAUACUAAAGUAUAUUGAAGUAUGAAAGAAAUGUGUAUGUAAUAAUUGUAUAUUUUUGUAAUAUAGCGUAAAUAAAUGCUAAUUAAAAUGUAGUUAAAUUCCAA